UCCAGCCCGGCUAUCUUCGGAUCGAUUUUGGUGCGGGAGCUCGAUUGUCCAGCAACCCCGUCGUCCAAUCUUGCUCUUAAGCAGCUCAGACAGUUCCGUGUUUGCAUUUCUUCCGUGAAAGACAAAAAUGGCAGUGAAGGCAACGAUCAUUAUGAUCUUGUUUGCCGUGACAAAUGCGGUACCUGUGCGAGAUAUCCCCGAAUUCUUGCACAUUUGUCGUGUGAAUGUACCGAAGUACGAGGCAUGCGUCGUCGACAGCAUAGAAUUUUUGAAGCCGUAUCUCAAAGUAGGCGUACCGGAAUACAAUAUCCCAUCAUUGGAACCUCUCAAACUAAAGAAAUUGACGAUUGCACUUACAAACACCUUGCAAAUACAGCUGACCGAUGUCUUGGCAAACGGUGCGAGUAACUUCAAAGUUAGUAAUGUAAAAGUCGCCUUCAAAGAGAAUGUGCACGUGACGGUGAACGUACAAUUGCCGAAUAUCCAAGUUGAGGGGAAAUACGAUAUCGACGGCAAAAUAUUGUUGCUUCCGCUUCGCGGCUCUGGCCCGCUGCACGGCAACUUCUCAAACUGCUUAGGCGCGUGCAAAAUCGUGGCUGAAAGAUACAUCGACGAGAACGGCGUCGAGAAAUUUCGCGUCAAGGAUUUUAAGCUGAAGAUUACGGUAGGUCAGGGUACAGUGAAGCUGGACAAUCUGUUUGACGGCGAACAGGCCCUCGGAGACAUUGUCAACUCUACCAUCAACAACAAUUUCGAUCUCUUCAUGAAGGAACUUUUGCCGUACGUGGAGAAGGCGCUCUCCGACGCGUUCGCGCACAUCAGCACUAGCAUCGUCGCGCAGUUCUCGGCCGCUCAGCUUUUUCCCGGUGCGUAUUGAUAAUCCAGAUGAGCGGACUGGAGACUAAUUGUAAAUUUACAAAAGCGAUAAAGCGGAAGUGUUAAAAAAAAACUUAUUGCUAUUUUCCGCUACAUCGAAUCUUUCUUACUCCGCGUAUAUGCUCGACUAAGAUUCGCAUGAUUUAAUUUGUGACACGUUAAGAUUCUGUAGCGGAUUUUCGAUCUAGUCGGCACUCGAUUCUAGCGAGAAACGACGAAUAAAAGAAUCGUGAAUCGUGAUUUUAGUGUCAUUUAAAAAUUCUAUACUAAACUAUUCAAAAGAUAACGGUGAACUAUUGUGACGAAAGAUGUGACGAGUGAUCGCGCGGAUCAAUGAGUCUGAUUUACGAUCUUUCGACAUAUGCAGGAUAUUUAUUUAAUUAAUCAAUACUACCUCAAAAUUGAAGUAGCGCAAACCAGCCGAAUAUUUGCGAAACGUAGAACUUAAGAAAGAUGAUGACAUUUCUUAGACGCUUUCUUUUUUUCACUUUUAGGGUGAAAGAUAUGCGAAAUGAAAGUUUGAAAAUACUAAGAAAUGCAAAAAUUUUAGAAAAUAUUUUUGUAUAUUUCUCGAUGAGUCAAAAUUUUUUUAAUACGAAAUUUCUAUGAUUAUUAUUACAAAAUGCGAAAAAUAUUAGAUAAGCUAAAUAUGUAGGAUUAGUUUUAGCCCUGAUCUACAAUAGGCCUGUUCUUUAUAGUUGAACUGGCUGCACUAGUUCAGAGUUUAUCUUUCUCCUUCCAAUGUAGAGGGAAAAAGAAAAACUCUGAACUAGUACAGCCAGUUCAGCUAUAAAGAACAGACCUAGUGUGCUUCUUGCUUAUUGUUUCUUGCCCUCUGCCUUUCGUAUCUUUGUUUUUUAUGUGUUUGUCGCAUGGAGUCAAGAAACACCAUGAUUUACAAUUUCUCUUUUCUAAAAAUUUCCAAAGAAAAAUAUGCCUUUAAAUAAAGCAAAAAGGCAGAAAACAAAAAUCAAAAAGCACAUUGUAGAUUGCGUUUUAGGGAAAAGUUUCUUAUAAAAAUCAAAGUGAAAAAUCAAACUGAAAAAUCAAAGUAAAAAAUCAAAGUGAAAAAUCAAAGUGAAAAAUCAAAGUAAAAAAUCGAGUAUUUCUUUGUAAAUUUAAUGAUAAGAUAUUGUAAAUCAAAACUCUUACUCUCUGAUUCAAUUCCAAUUGAAACAACUUAUCGACGAACAGUAAACAGCAUGCUAUUUUAUAAUUUAUUUUAUCCAUUAUUUGCCAGCAAAGAUAAAGAAAUCUGUAGAGUUUAUCUGUGAGAUUAUAAUA
Molecule: messenger RNA, 2160 nt
Organism: Linepithema humile (Argentine ant)
Lineage: Eukaryota; Metazoa; Arthropoda; Insecta; Hymenoptera; Formicidae
Product: Juvenile hormone binding protein 3
Source: RefSeq, a predicted model, not a curated record